CUCAUCGUUUCUUGUAAGAAAAUGUGUCAAAGUGUGAUUGAACGCGCCAACAAGGAGAUAUCUCCCACUCACUUUGCUUUGCACUGACAGUGUAUCUAUUUACUCAGCGAUUACUCACUUUGCUUUGCACUUCGUGAUUUUGAUUUUCAGUUCCAAUCUCCAUGGAUGCUGCUUCAAAGAAGAAGGUUAGGUCUUCUGAUUCUCACAUUCACGAUGACAUUGCUUUCUCCAUUCUUUCUAAAUUACCUUACAAAUCUCUCACACGUUUCACUUGUGCUAAAAAAUCAUGGUCUCUUCUUUUUCAAAACCCUAAUUUCAUGAACACGCUCCGCAAAAAUCACGAGAACAAAGCUGAAACGCGUCUCUUCAUAAAGGAACAUUUACCAGCGUUUACCAUUCAGCAAUCCCUUUCCAUCCUUUCUGGUGAUAGGUUUGAGAAUAGGGUUAAUUUGGAAUGGCCACUUCCUCUUCAACAACAAGGUAACAAUGCCAAUGCCUAUGCCAAUCCCUUUCAUUUUACUCAUCCUAUUAUCAUUUUGGGCUCUGCUAGUGUUAAUGGCACUCUAUGUCUCUACCAAGGCUUAACAACUGUAUUGUGGAACCCUAGUACCUCAGAAUUCAAAAUCAUUCCUCCUAGCUUUAAACCGAAGGAAAAGAUUGAGUUUACGCUUCCUCCUCAUGGGUUUGGUUAUGAUUGUGUUACAGAUGAUUAUAAGGUGAUUCGUAAGGUUAGGUAUCCCUUUGAAUUUGAAGGUGAUGAUUGGGUUUGUUUGCCGGACAAGGAUGACCCUUUUUGGGAGAUUGAUGUACACCACCUUGACUUGAUUGACGAUUUUUGGGAGGAGAAGGGGCUCAUUGUCAAGUUGUAUGACUAUGAUCCUUGUUGGGAGAUAUAUAGUCUAAGGAGUGAUUCUUGGAGGAAACUCGAUGGGUUUGAUGAUAUGCCUGAUUAUUUCCCAGGUAUAACGUCUAUGGUGAACUUUAAUGGAUUUUGCCACUGGUUGACCCAAGGACCUGAUAAUGAUAUUGUGUCCUUCAACUUUAGCAAAGAGACAUUCUUUGCAACUACCUUACCUUGUGAUGUAAAACAUAGAUCGCACAUGUUUUCCUUGGUGGAGUUAAAUGAGUCUUUAUCUGUCAUCUAUAAUUAUGACAGGACGCCUGAUUUUCAUAUUUGGGUUUUGGAUGAAGUGGGUGUAAAGGAAUCAUGGACCAAGCUCUUUAUUGUCGGGUCUUAUAAUUGUUCGAUUGUCUGUCCUAUCUCAGUAGGGAACAAGAACCGUAUAUUCUUCAGGAAAGAAGAUUCUGAGCUAGGCUGGUUUGAUUUAAGUACCCAAAGAGUUGAGGUAAUUGGAGUUAACGGAGAGUCAUUUUGUUCGCACAUGGUAAUCUAUAAGGAAAAUCCUCUUCCUUUUCCGAGGAAUGAAUAAUUUCAGCUAGUGGUUCAUGAAUAUUGUUGUUAGAUUUAGUAUUUAACAUCAAGAUGAAUGUUAUGAAGUUGUUUAGAAACUGUAGUUUUGUAUGUGUGGCAGAUGAACAUGUGUCUAAUUCCAGAGUUCUAUACUCCAUAACACUAUGUGACUUUGUUUUUUGACAUUUGUUUGUAUGGAGAAAUGAGAUAUAUAACCUACUUGUUCUAGCUAUGAGGUUUUCUGAAAAAUCGAGAGUAGCUGACUUUGAAAUAUCCAUGUUUCGUUUUGAGCAUCUUUGUUAGAGUAUCAAGGUCAAUGAAUUGCUCUUCAUUCUUUUAUUUUGGAGCUGAUGUGUAAUCUUCUGAUUUAUAAUACUGCCUAAUAGGAAAUAUCAAUGCAGAAAUUGAAAAUUUAGAAGGUAGGUAUCAAUGUGCUAUAAUAUCCUAAUUUUGUAUAUUAGGAACAUCUUCCCAGGUCAGGUUUGGUGAA
Medicago truncatula (barrel medic) is the source of this 1901-nucleotide messenger RNA. Its product is annotated as F-box/kelch-repeat protein At3g06240. The record is from RefSeq and is a predicted model, not a curated record. The transcript has a single exon. Bases 162 to 1430 code for a protein of 422 amino acids. Lineage: Eukaryota; Viridiplantae; Streptophyta; Magnoliopsida; Fabales; Fabaceae. Gene Ontology annotation, molecular function: protein binding.